Calidris pugnax (ruff) is the source of this 1300-nucleotide messenger RNA. RefSeq names its product nucleolar protein 12 (gene NOL12). Gene Ontology annotation, molecular function: RNA binding. The coding region runs from base 41 to 691 and encodes 216 amino acids. The record is from RefSeq and is a predicted model, not a curated record. Lineage: Eukaryota; Metazoa; Chordata; Aves; Charadriiformes; Scolopacidae. Gene Ontology annotation, cellular component: nucleolus. The transcript has 6 exons.
CGGCGGAAGGGGCGGGCAGUAGCGGCAGCGUGGUACCGCCAUGGGCCGCAAGAAGAAGAAGAAGGGUCCUGGCGGCCGUGAGGGGCGGCUGGUGGUGACUUUUGAUGAGGAGAGACGGAGGGAGUACCUGACCGGCUUCCACAAGCGGAAGGUGGAGCGGAGGAAAGCGGCGCUGGAGGAGAUCAAGCGAAAGCUGAAGGAGGAGCAGAGGAAGAUGAAGGAGGAGCGGCACCAGGAGUAUCUGAAGAUGCUGAGCGAGAGGGAGGAGGCGCUCGAUGAGGCUGAUGAACUGGAGCACUUGGUGACAUCACGGACAGAGUCUGUGAAUAUCGACCACCCAAACCAUAUUGUAACAGUGACCACCAUCAGUGACCUGGACCUCUCAGGAGCGCGCCAGCUGGGACUGACCACCCCUGUGGGAAAAAGUGAUGGAUCAGAGGAAGAAAAAGGGGAAGAGGUGGUGAACAAGCCUGUAAGACCAAUGCCCAAGAAGUCCAGAAACCCCUUCCUGUCUGAAAAGAUCUCUUCUCUUACUGCCACGCUGCACAUGCAUAGCAAGAAAAAGACGAAAGGAAAGCGACCCCAGCGUGGGCAGGGUCCACGCAAGAAAAUGCAGAAAUCCAGCACGGGGCGAACCACUAAGACUCAGCGACGGAGGCUGACGGGCAAAAUGGGCCGUGACCAAGAUUAACAGAGAGAACUAGUGCUUGGACCAGCAACUGGGACAACUCUCCACAUCUGGCCUGCUGCUCUUUGGGAUCUCUUCAUUGUGAGCAAGGACCUUGAUUUUGUUGCCCUCUGACCAACAGUGAGCCCAGUUCAGCCUUUCUCUCGCCUCCUGAGUGCUCACCAGGAGCACUAUAUGGUUUACCCAUUUAUUUCUGCAGGGAUCUCCAUCAAAGUGUCUGGGUGCCACGGAGUCUCUAAAAACUUUUGCUGGGGGUCAGAUUCUCUAUUUGGCGUAACCCUCCUGUCCUUGGGCCUCCCCUUCCGGAGCUGAUACUUGGCUUUACCAAAGGGGAGGAUCUGGGUUUGAGUGUGACAACCAUGCCGACAGGGCAGUUUAUGCAACUAGGAAGAGCUCUGCUUCCACUCGUGCGUCAGUGCCCAGGCAUUUCUGCCAUGCAGUAAAUCCUUUUUCCAUGGAGACAUGGCAUCAUCUUGUCUCAUGUGUUUCUUCUCCAGUGCCAUACCUGAAUGCAGGGGUAUUUUAUAUUAUUUUUUUUUUGGUACCUAUUGCAGGUGACAUUUGGUAACUUUGUGAAUAAAUCUUUGUGAAGUCAUUUUGCUAAGAUAAAAA